Molecule: messenger RNA, 1464 nt
Organism: Parastagonospora nodorum SN15
Lineage: Eukaryota; Fungi; Ascomycota; Dothideomycetes; Pleosporales; Phaeosphaeriaceae
Exons: 5
Coding region: 1-1464 (487 amino acids)
Biological process (GO): transmembrane transport
Cellular component (GO): membrane
Molecular function (GO): transmembrane transporter activity
Source: RefSeq, a predicted model, not a curated record
AUGACCGACAAACCCAUCGACGAGAAGAUGGCUGAUGCCGAAUUCAAGGAGGUAGCUCCUGAGUCUUAUCGCAUCACACCGCAACAGAUCCAAACUCGCUUCGAGCUACUUCGAAAUCUGAGCGAAGAGCAGAUGGCAGCACUGAACAAAAAACUUGUCAGGAAACUUGACUGGAGACUGAUGCCAUGUAUCACAGUCAUGUUCUUAAUGAACUACCUCGAUCGAAUCAACGUCUCGAAUGCGCGUCUUGCUGGUCUGCAAAAGGACUUGAACAUGAACGACACCAUAUGGAACACCGGCAUCUCCACCUUCUACGUUGGAUACUUGGUCGGCCAGCUUCCCGGUAACCUCUGGCUUGCGAAGGCGGAUCCCAGGUGGUUUUUGCCCUCCAUGAUGAUGGCUUGGAGUAUUGCAACAAUUUGCAUGCCAGCAAUGACCUCUGGUGCCGGCUUCGCCGUCUGCCGAUUCUUCAUCGGACUCAGCGAAGCGCCCUUCUUUCCUGGUAUUACUCUGAAAGAGAACCCCAUGCGAAUGGCCAUCUGGCACGCUGGAAAUACCAUGUCGAACAUCCUAUCCGGUUUCCUUGCCGCUGGUAUUCUCACCAACAUGGAUGACGUGCUCGGUCUCCAUGCGUGGCAGUGGUUCUUCAUCAUCGAGGGCGCUGCAUCGAUCCUUGUAGCCGCAGUCGCUUACAUUUUGCUUCCUUCAUGGCCCCACAACACCAGGUGGCUCACACCGGAAGAGUCUGAAAUGGCCCAAUACCGUGUCCAAGUGUCCAACGGUGGCGUUGAUGAGGUCUUGGGAGGAACAUGGGACGGCGUCAAAGAUGCAGCCAGAGACCCCUUCACGUGGCUCUUCUGCUUAAUGCAUUUCGCUCUGGUCACCGCUCAGAGCUUCAAGGACUUCCUGCCAUCGAUCAUGAGCACAUUCCACUUUGACAAGCUCACUACCUACCUCGUUCAGGCUCCUCCUUACGCCAUUGCUUACGCAGUGGCCUGCGGUCUAGCUUACACUUCCGGACGUUUCCAAGAAUCCUGCUACCACAUUGUUAUCCCAAUCCUCUUCAGUGCAGCCGGAUGUAGCAUGCUUAUUGCAACACUGAACGUCGGUGCUCGUUACUUCGGUCUUAUCCUACUCAUCAGCGGCACCUACUCCGGCCUAAACUUGCAACUCAGCUGGGAGACCACACUUGUGCCUGCGCCUAGGAGUAAGAAGGCAGCGCUUAUUGCUAUUGCCAACUGCAUCAGUCAGACGAGCCAUUGGUUCAGCCCAUACUUCUUCCCGACAUCGCAGGAGCCAUUCUACCGUCUUGGCGGUGGCUUGAUCCUGUUUGGAUGCGUGGCUUGUGUGGUGUCUGCCAUGCUGGUCAAGAUGAGGGCGAAGGCGCUGAACAAGAAGCUUGAUGAGGCUGAAGGCUGGUCUGAACACACUGGUGUUGAACGGGGAUGGAGACAUGUGUAUUAA